GUGCCAGUAAUCGCGGGAAAAACCAGCCGGGACACUUUAUAUGGGUGGAACGUAAAAGCUUUGUUCUUUUUUAUAGCUUCUGCCUUAUUGCUGCUCAACCAUACGGCGUAUCCCCCAGUGCAAGAAAUUACGGACAUUUGCUUCUCACAGACUCAACAAUAACCAUGCUGCAAGUGCAUUACACACUGACGGUCGCACUUGUCAUAGUGUGUCACACUUCAGUAGCGAAGGAGUCUGCUGGCGCUGCUCACGUUCGUGCGGACACACUAAAGACUGAGGAAACAGGAGGCCUUCAGCACAUCAACGUUAACGUCGUAAGUUCCGACGCACAAACCAUGACAUCGAAGCAGAUGCAAAAUAUCGUGGCAGAAAAGCAGCCAGUAUUGGACGCUAAUCAAGCAGCUAGUGACAGUUCUUUGCCUGUCCAGCGUACGGGAACGGUUUCCGCUGAUAUGCUGGCCCAGGUAGUACUCGACCUUACGAACACCGUUAAAGUGUUGUCGCAAAGCAUACAACGCCUGUCGGACGACGUCAAAGAACAGAGGACAGAAAUUUUACAACGCAUCGAUACGUUUAAGACAGAGAACAUGCGAGGUUUAAGCAAGAUCGAGUCGGUUCCUGGGCAUCUUCAAGAUCUUUCGUUGCGCCUUAUUAGAUUGGAAAAGGAAUCCACGGAUAAACUAGUCGCAAUAAAAGCAGCCGUAACAGCUCCCAGUAAACUGUUCAGGCAAGACAUUCAGAAUAGUGACCCCAGUUUGAAAAUGUAUGGUCGAGACCACAACCAAAGGAAAGCCAAACUGAGAGCAGAGCUGCAGCACUACACAGAUUCUUCAUUCCAUAUGAAGACGUCACAAAAUAUGUCGACCGAGGUAGCGAAUAGCGUUUCUAGAGCGGUUGCUGGCUCACUUGAAGAUCUUAGCCGAAAGCUUGAGCUGUCCGAAAAGCAAAACAUUGGCAGGUUCACCAGAAUGGAGGCAGUUGCUGAGCAGCUUCGUGAUGACUCAAAGUUCAUCAGGCAUUCCAGCAACUUCGUAACUGAAACGUGUAAGAAAAUAGAACCAUUGGUGCACGAGCAAAGGGCACACAUUGCAGAACUGAGAAGAGAAAUGAAUGGGACUCUGGAACACCUGCAAAGAUCCAAUUUAAAUGAGACGUGCGCAUCGUUUUCAUCGUUUUCGUCUUCAGCGUUUUCACAUAUUCAAGAAAGUGUGUACCCGCUGGUCUUUUCGGCCAUGGCCACUCUGACGAAAAUUCAAAGCGAAAUUCCAGAAGAAAUUCGAAACCUGAAACGUGAUAUCGGUGCUGUUUCAACUACCAUCAAGAACAUUGCUGGGAACGCCUUAACUAGGCUGGAACAAGUAGAAUCUCUCGUUGGGAAGGUAAAGACUACAAUAGAAGGACCUACCGAGAGGCUGAGCACAGUGAGAUCAGCCUACCCCACUGUGUUUUUCCACGUACAAAAUAUCACAGAACACAUUGCGAAGUCAAAAGCGUCUAGAAAAGAUUCGGGUCUGGAUAGUAGCAUCUGGAGCGAAAAGUUUGUCAUCGGUGGUUACACAGCUGCACUCGAGCUCGGUGUCUCCGUUCGUAAACACAAUGUAUGGAUAGGUGCUUACUUACAUCUUUGCUCUGGCUCAAGGGACUCGCUUCUGCACUGGCCAUUCAGAUCUAAUUAUACCGUCUCCGUUAUCCAUUCGAGGGACCCAACGAAAGACAUACACAGAGUAGUGUCAAGGAAUAAGCUUAAUCGGUGUCCGAACGCCGUGAAGAGGCCGGACGAAGAGUGCAACAAGGGUUGUGGCUACAACAGGAUCGUCACGCACGAAGCUGCUAAUACGGACGGCCAUCUCUUUAACGACGCCAUCACAAUUGGAGUAACUCUUCACCCUGAAGCUACAGCAACUGCAAAAGCCGAGUCAUAAACAUUUUAGCGAAAAUUUGGCCUGAAAUUUUCCCGUUUAUUUUACGAUCUCCAGUCUUCACAUACAUUUAAUUGAAUAAAGUCGUUACAUAAUGGCGUA
Molecule: messenger RNA, 2021 nt
Organism: Ornithodoros turicata
Lineage: Eukaryota; Metazoa; Arthropoda; Arachnida; Ixodida; Argasidae
Exons: 2
Coding region: 165-1922 (585 amino acids)
Molecular function (GO): protein binding
Source: RefSeq, a predicted model, not a curated record